UUCCUCACACCGUCUGCCAAAGCUUUCACUGUAACGGAUUCUCUCUCUCAGUCUCUCACUACCUGUAGAUACACACACACACCCCUUUCUUUAUAGCGAAGACACGCAUAUUGAUACGCAUAACGGAAUAGAACCGCACCAACGCCAUAGUCUAUACCAUCACACUCACAAAAGCUCUGCCGAUACAGAUAUCCAUAAUAAAGCUAACCUACUACUUUUUGUUCCAUCUUUUUCACUUUCUUCUCGAGGACUCAUUCGUCUAUGCCCUAUCACGAAAAGGCACUGCAACCGAACGAGAGCAUUCCUUUCCUGCUGCUAUCGUGGAGCCUGACGUCAACACUCCUCCAAUUUCCAGGGCAAUUUCUUUGCGCCGUACUUGAGCUGUAUUAAAGCCCAUUUUGGAGGUCUUAUUCCGAACUGCCUAUAUGCCUGGGAACAAGUAUAACGACAAUUCACAAGUUCCCAGUGAUAGAGUGGGGAGGCUCUUGAGAGAAAGAGGGCUAAGAAGAAGCGGCAGAAUCCCUUUUCUGGCUGACGAUGGUGAUGGCAACAGAGAGCUUGAGAUCUCUGAGCAUGAUUUCUCAGGGUCUUCCUAUGUAGAACAGAACUUGGAAGGAGCUGCACUAGCACUUAGUGAAGGGAGCGAAAGCCCUGAGGAAAGGCCUAUUAGCCAAAGAUUGUUAGUAGUUGCUAAUAGGCUUCCUGUAUCUGCAGUGAGGAGAGGUGAAGAUUCCUGGUCGCUUGAGAUAAGUGCAGGGGGUCUAGUAAGCGCUCUUCUGGGUGUAAAGGAAUUUGAGGCACGAUGGAUUGGUUGGGCAGGCGUAAACGUGCCGGACGAGGUUGGGCGAAAGGCACUUACAGAAGCUCUAGCUGAGAAGAGGUGCAUUCCCGUUUUCCUGGAUGAAGAGACUGUUCAUCAAUAUUACAAUGGCUAUUGCAACAACAUCUUAUGGCCUCUCUUCCACUAUCUUGGACUUCCACAAGAAGACCGCCUUGCCACUACCAGGAGUUUUCAGUCUCAGUUUGCAGCGUACAAGAAGGCAAAUCAAAUGUUUGCUGAUGUCGUUCUCGAACACUAUGAAGAGGGUGAUGUUGUUUGGUGUCACGACUACCAUCUCAUGUUUCUACCAAAAUGUCUAAAGGAAUAUAACAGUGAGAUGAAAGUUGGGUGGUUUCUACAUACCCCCUUCCCAUCUUCUGAAAUCCACCGGACUCUGCCAUCUCGAUCAGAACUGCUACGUGCUGUUCUAGCUGCUGAUUUGGUUGGUUUCCACACCUAUGAUUAUGCAAGACACUUUGUCAGUGCUUGUACUCGUAUUCUCGGACUUGAAGGUACUCCUGAAGGAGUCGAGGAUCAAGGGAGACUAACUCGUGUGGCUGCGUUCCCAAUUGGAAUUGAUUCAGGAAGGUUCAUCCGUGCUCUUGCGAUUCCUGAAGUCCAGGAAAACAUUAAAGAACUAAAAGCACGAUUUGCUGGAAGAAAGGUAAUGCUUGGUGUGGAUCGCCUUGAUAUGAUCAAAGGAAUCCCUCAGAAGAUACUGGCAUUUGAAAAGUUUCUCGAGGAAAACCCGGACUGGCGUGAUAAGGUGGUUUUGCUGCAAAUUGCAGUGCCAACAAGAACAGACGUUCCUGAAUAUCAAAAACUCACAAGCCAGGUUCAUGAAAUUGUUGGGCGGAUCAAUGGCAGAUUUGGAACUUUGACUGCUGUUCCAAUUCAUCAUCUGGAUCGUUCUCUGGACUUCCAUGGCUUGUGUGCAUUGUAUGCUAUCACUGAUGUAGCACUUGUCACUUCCCUGCGGGAUGGAAUGAAUCUAGUCAGCUACGAAUACGUGGCAUGUCAAGAUUCCAAAAAAGGGGUUCUCAUCCUCAGUGAAUUUGCUGGAGCCGCACAGUCUCUUGGUGCUGGAGCAAUUCUUGUAAAUCCUUGGAACAUCACAGAAGUUGCUGCCGCAAUAGGCCAAGCUUUGAAAAUGCCUCCCGAAGAAAGAGAAAAACGCCACCUGCAUAACUUUCAGCAUGUGACAACUCAUACUGCUCAACAGUGGGCUGAAUUCUUCGUAAGCGAAAUGAACGAUACUGUUAUUGAAGCUCAGCAGAGAAUAAGAAAAGUUCCACCCCAACUUGUUAUCGGUGAUGCAGUCAAGAGUUACUUGCAGUCUCAGAACCGGCUACUUAUACUGGGUUUUAAUGCUACAUUAACCGAAGCAGUUGAUUCUCCUGGAAGAAGGGGUGGAGAUCAGAUAAAAGAAAUGGAACUCAAAUUGCAUCCUGAUGUGAAAGGACCUCUAACAAUGCUUUGUAGUGAUCCAACUACAACAAUUGUGGUCCUGAGUGGCAGUGUCAGAAGCGUCCUGGAUGAUAAUUUCGGGGAGUUUGAUAUGUGGUUGGCAGCUGAGAACGGGAUGUUUCUACGAUCUACAAAAGGAGAAUGGAUGACGACAAUGCCAGAACACUUAAAUAUGGAUUGGGUCGACAGUGUAAAGCAUGUUCUUGAGUAUUUCACUGAGAGAACUCCAAGAUCGCAUUUUGAGCUACGUGAAACUUCACUGGUGUGGAACUACAAAUAUGCAGAUGUUGAAUUUGGAAGGUUGCAAGCUAGAGACAUGCUGCAACAUCUCUGGACUGGUCCAAUAUCUAACUCAUCUGUUGAUAUUGUCCAAGGAAGCCGCUCGGUUGAGGUGCGAGCAGUUGGUGUCACGAAGGGGGCAGCUAUUGACCGUAUACUCGGAGAGAUUGUUCAUAGUAAAUCCAUCUGUAGUCCAAUAGAUUAUGUCUUGUGCAUAGGGCAUUUCUUACCGAAGGAUGAGGAUGUGUUCACAUUUUUCGAACCAGAGCUUCCCCCUGAUCCAAUUGGUGCAUCAAGAUCCAAAGCAACCGAUUCAAGUAAGCAAGUAAGCGACAAAAGGGCUGCUGCAAGGACACCUGGGCAAAGCAGCUCCAAGUCUCAGAGUAAGCAGCAUGGGCCAAAUGCAGAUAAGAAAUCAACAGGCAGCACCUCUGGGAGCAGCAAACAACCUUCACCAGAAAGUUAUUCUUGGAAUGUGCUCGAGUUGAAAAAGGAGAACUAUUUUUCGUGUACUGUUGGCCGAACUCGCACAAGUGCUAGAUAUCUGCUUAACUCCUCAGAUGAUGUUGUUGCCUUUCUGACGGCGAUGGCAGCAGCAUCAGCCUACAGCUUUUCUGAUUUGAGUUCGUGAUGUUUAGUUACUGAGGUUGGGUGACCCUAGCUCUAGAGUAGUCUUAAGCCCUCUUAGUUCCUAACUUUGCUGCUAAUAACAAUGGGAACAUCUAGCCUUUCAAAUUUUGCAAUAUACGUGUAAUUUUUCAAUUUCUUCUCUCUCUCUCUCUCUCAAACACCCACACAAAUAAGGUUAGCGCAUAUCUGUGGAAGAUUAGUUGGAUUUGCAAUGAUUAAGAAUCCUGACAUUGAAGGUUUUCUAAAUUGUGAUUUGCUUGUGAAAAAGCCUUACGGGCAAUUUAAAGAGAAAUGGAAUUAGGAUGAUCUCAGCGGAACUUGGAACGUUACAGUUCUUGGUCAUAUAUGAGAUCUAUUUCAGUGGCCAUAUUAGACAGCAAACUUGUCUUCAGGUGUAGCAGGUCCGGAGACUGUCUGAGCAUCCAUCCAUGGCAACAAUGGAAAAAAUGUGCGAAAAUCAAGUACAGGUUUGCUGCUUGUUGAAGUGACGAAAAUUCUACAUGAGUUGGGGAGAGAAGAUUUUAUGGAAAUCCCAAACAGAGAACAGUAUGGUUGAAAAGCCAUUUGGUCUUUUUGCAAAUUUAGACUUUGUUAUACAUGAAACAGUCUAGUGUUGGUUGUAGAAAUUUUCACUAGUAACUCUACUAUCGACUGUAAAUGAUAAUGUUACACGAAAUUUGCUGCUUCAGGAAACUACGAUGAGAAAGACGAGUUGGUUUUUGAUGAAAUAGUAGUAGCCAAAAUAACUCAUCAUCUUUUCCUCAGUCCAGGUAAAUAGUUCUAUCUAUUAUUACAAAUAUAUUCAGAGGUAAACGAUAUUAAAAAAUGAUAUGAUAAGAAGUUACAAAGAAAGUUGUUUGACUUUUACAUCAUGGCAAACAAAGUUACAAUUUGGGGUCACGGAAUACAGUUAUCCUCAGAGUUGACUUUGAACAGUUAUAUGAGUUCUGCCUAAAUUGACACACUUCAUUUAGACAUUAGAACAAGAAUUUCCAAAGAGAUGGACAGGUAAAGUUGCAUUUCCUGACUAAGAAAUUAAAUUAGACCGAAAACUUAUGACCAAGAAAAAUCCCAGAUGGAAAUUCUUCACAAAAAUACACCAAAUGGAAAAGGGCAAAAGUUGCACUCUUAUGUAAAGGAGUAUCAAUAGUUUAAAAAAUGUUACAGCCAGCACACUUGCAGAAGACAAGAAUGAGCAACUUACACCAAAAACUGCUUGUAAAUUAACACAUUCUACCGGAACCAAUUCCACCAUUGUAGAUUCUAAAAAGUAAAGAGAGUAGCAAAAUAUUAGCUGAGGCUAGUAAACUAACAUAUAAAUGUAACCAACGGCAUAUCAACUCAGAAAAUACCAAAUCAGCCCACAUGUUGACAUUCUUCAACACUUAUGCAACAGGGGUUUU
Molecule: messenger RNA, 4599 nt
Organism: Sesamum indicum (sesame)
Lineage: Eukaryota; Viridiplantae; Streptophyta; Magnoliopsida; Lamiales; Pedaliaceae
Product: alpha,alpha-trehalose-phosphate synthase [UDP-forming] 1
Biological process (GO): trehalose biosynthetic process
Cellular component (GO): cytosol
Molecular function (GO): alpha,alpha-trehalose-phosphate synthase (UDP-forming) activity; trehalose-phosphatase activity
Source: RefSeq, a predicted model, not a curated record